Molecule: messenger RNA, 1093 nt
Organism: Hipposideros armiger (great roundleaf bat)
Lineage: Eukaryota; Metazoa; Chordata; Mammalia; Chiroptera; Hipposideridae
Product: putative N-acetyltransferase 8B
Exons: 2
Coding region: 182-886 (234 amino acids)
Molecular function (GO): N-acetyltransferase activity
Source: RefSeq, a predicted model, not a curated record
CCCUGGAGUGGAGCAUGCUCUGUACAGUUAUCCUGGUUGCCAUUCAGAGGCUGACGGGAGAGGCCCGGCUGAAGCCACCCUCAACACUCAAAGCUUUUGUGGUAUCAGGGCUGUCAAGACAGAGUGCAGGGACGUCUAGUUCUCUCUGGUGGAUUUUGAGAUUCAGAUACAGCAGUUUUCCAUGGCUCCUUAUUACAUCCGCAAAUACCAGGAGAGCGACCACCAAGGGGUCCUGGGCGUGUUCUCCCAGGGUGUGGUGGAACACGCCCCUACCGCCUACUACCACGUCUUGAAGCUGCCGAGAACCUUUGUGCUUUUGCUUGGGGGACCCAUCGCCCUAUUCCUGGUCUCUGGGUCCUGGCUCCUGGCCCUCAUGGCCGGCCUCACCCUUCUUGCUGCCUUGAGGUACUUUGUCAAAUACCCCUGGACCCAGUUUCUGGUCGAUGCUUUGCAUACAGACAUGUCUGACAUCACCAAAUCCUACAUGAGUGAGCGUGGAUCCUGCUUUUGGGUGGCCGAGUCUGAGGGGCAGGUGGUGGGCACAGUGGGAGCUUUGUCCAUUGAGGACCCCAGCCUGUGCAAGAAGCAGUUGCAGCUGCUUCACCUAAGUGUGGCCUUGGAGAGCCGGGGUGAAGGGAUAGCGAAAGCCUUGGUCAGGACUGUCCUCCAGUUUGCGCGGGACCAGGGCUACAGUGAAGUUGUCCUCUCCACCAGCACAAUACAGCACUCCGCUCUGGCCGUCUACCAACACCUCGGCUUCCAAAAGACACACCAGUACUUCCAUUCCAAGAUGUGGGCGCUAAUGUCUAUCCCUAUGAUUCAAUUCAGCUACCCGCUCCCCUCCGCUCAGGCCUCUCAGGCCCCUCCACAGAAAGGAGGACUGUGAUCAUUUCCUUGUGGAUUUGACAGGAGAGGAUGCGCUCUGUGGCAGUAACAAGCUAACGUUGAGCUCUCACUGCGAGAACACAGGAAAAGCUUGUUGCUCCUUCACAUCCCAACUCAACAGGGUGGCUCAGCUCUAGUCAGACUUGUUGAGUUAUUACUGUUUCAUUGAUCUAGUGGUACAAGAGUGCAAAAGGAUAAUAAACAUUUA